AAGCAGCAGUCUUAGCCAUUAAAUCAGUCGCUCUGUUUGCUGUGCACUGGAUGAGUACUAAAGUAGCCGUCCAAUUGCACUGGAGCAUCUCUUUGAUUUUGUCAAGCAGAUCAGAGUCAUUCCUAAUUAUGCUGGUUGUGCCUUGCAAAAUAAGAAGAAACGCAUCAAGAUUAUCAGUUUCACAUAUGAUCUAUUUGCACUCGCAAUCCCAAGCCAUAACAAGCCCUCUCCAAAUAGCAUGAAACUCCCAACAGAGAACACUAGAAAGAGGUAUACUGACAAAAAACCUUUUAUCCAAAUUCCCAUGCUGUCUAUUAACAGCAGCCACUUCCUUCACACUGCGGCUGUGCUUCUCUCUCGCCGCCGAUUAGUCCCUGUCGCCGCCGCUCACUGUCCGACACCGGCCCUGUUGCCGCCGCUGACAGCCUCCGCAUACUCCUUCCCUCGUCGGUGGCUGAGUUGCUUGCUGCUGACCUGCUUUUGCUCACUCCUUCCCUCCGCCGCAAACACCGCUUCUUCCUCGUGAUCCAGGUAGAAGAUUGAAAGAGAAAAGGAUCAGAGUCAUUUGUACAAAAUGCUUCAGCACCAAAUUGUGCAAUCCCCUGCUAGGCUAGGCCUCACAAACCCGAAUUCACCAUCCAUUCCGAAUCCUACUCCCCCAAAGCUCCCUCCCUCACAGAGCCAUCAUCACCAGCCCCACCUAGACCGCCACGCAGCUGGCCCUUCUGCAGCUCUGCUCUCUCUUCUCCCACCUCUCCCUCGAGCACAAGCACUUCUUCAACAAAUGGCUUCCUUAACUUCUAAGCUCUUUGAAGUUUCACCCAACAGGUCGCUUUGGGUCACUGCAUUCCGAGGAUCCAUCCCCACCUUCCUUUCUACCCAAGGCCAAGCUCAUUCAUCGACCCCACAUGAUUCUUCUCCUUCCACAACCAAAGGAGUUAUUUCACAAUUCACUAUUCUUCAAACUCAGAUCUUUGAAGCUGUCGCUGAACUCCAAGAGAUUCUUGAUCUGCAAGAUGCUAAGCAGAAGAUUGAUCGGGAAAUUCGCUCAAAAGAUUCAGCACUUCUUGCAUUUGCCAACAAACUCAAAGAUGCUGAGCGGUGUCUCGACAUUCUUGUUGAUGAUUACUCUGAUUAUCGCCGCAGCACCAAGAGGUUGAAAUCGGGAGAUGCCAGUGAAGAUGAUUCUUUGACAUCCUCAACUGUCUCAUCCCAGCUGAAGCUAUCAGAUAUAUUAUCAUAUGCUCACCGGAUAAGUUAUACAACCUUUGCGCCACCAGAAUUUGGAGCUGGGCAAGCCCCUUUGCGUGGUGCACUGCCACCUGCGCCACAAGAGGAGCAAAUGAGAGCUUCACAGUUAUAUAACUUUGCUGACCUUGAUGUUGGAUUGCCUAAAGUUGUUGAAACGAAAGAGAAAACAAUAGAGGCCAUUAUUGAGCCUCCACCUCCACAGCAAGUGGAUGCCAAUUUGUCUGCAAUUCAAGGGUUGCUUCCACCAAAUUUUACAGUUCCGCCUGGCUGGAAGCCUGGAAUGCCUGUGCAAUUGCCUAUUGAUCUUCCACUUCCCCCACCUGGGUGGAAACCUGGGGAUCCUGUGCCAUUGCCACCCAUGGACUCACUUCCUGCACCAAGGUUUGAGCAGCAACAAGUACCCCAUCACAUCCCUCAGCCUAAGCAACCUGAAGUCAUUCAAGUGCAGCAUGUUAAUUUGGAUCUUGACGGUAGUGAUAGUAGCGAUUACAGCAGUGAUGAAGCCAGCUCUGAUGAUGAAGAUUGAGAAAAUGAUGAAGCUCAUUAGCUCAAACUGACAAUUGUAUAGGUUUGUGCACAAUCUUGAUGAGGAUUGAGGAACUUUCUGUUACAUGACAUGCCAAUCAUCUCUAUUACUGGAACAGUGGUUGGAUAGAGGAUAAAUUGCCUUGCCUUACAUUACAUUCCAACAGUGGCGAGCCUUGAUAGAGGAUGUUUUCUAACUCAACAAUAUUUCGUCCCUCUCAGUCUUCAUGUUAAUUUACUGUAGAAAUCAAUCCAUUAUCUAACCUAUUUGUGUAACUGCUUCUGUGUAUUUUGUGCCCUAGACCGUUAGAACAUUGCUUAAUUUCUGAAUGGAACAUGUAGCGCACUAAAUUUUUUGGGUGCUUAUGUUCACAGCUUAUAAGGAAACAUCAUUAUAGAUAAGUUACUAGUUGGUUAGAUCUUGAAACUUAAAAGUCUAUACCUUAUUGUUUUUUUUUUUCUUUUAAUGUAUAUAAUUAUUUUCU
This is a messenger RNA of Arachis ipaensis, 2261 nucleotides long. Lineage: Eukaryota; Viridiplantae; Streptophyta; Magnoliopsida; Fabales; Fabaceae. The record is from RefSeq and is a predicted model, not a curated record.